This is a messenger RNA of Eremothecium cymbalariae DBVPG#7215, 960 nucleotides long. It is a transcript of the gene RCE1, whose product is annotated as CAAX prenyl protease. Bases 1 to 960 code for a protein of 319 amino acids. Gene Ontology annotation, cellular component: endoplasmic reticulum membrane. The transcript has a single exon. The record is from RefSeq and is a predicted model, not a curated record. Gene Ontology annotation, molecular function: metalloendopeptidase activity. Gene Ontology annotation, biological process: CAAX-box protein processing. Lineage: Eukaryota; Fungi; Ascomycota; Saccharomycetes; Saccharomycetales; Saccharomycetaceae.
AUGAUAAUCUCUCUAGCAGCUUUGCUUUCAUUCUACAUUUCUGCUUCCUAUGUGGCAGUUUUGUAUUUCUCGUCUAAGGAUGCCAACAAGUACGAAACUAGAAGGAACGAUCCCAGGAUAAUCAAAACGCGCAUGAAAAGUGUGGCCAGAAUAACACUACUUAAUCUUGUUCUAGUCCCUUGGCUGCUUUCUAUUCUAUCAAAAAAUGCAACAAUUACCUUCAAAGAAUGUUUUCUCAGAAUUGGAAUAGUUCCUGGAAUGUACCACCGAAAUGGUAGCCUAGAGCAGGACGUAAUCUGCCAUAUAAAAGACACAUCAAAAGCGCUCCUCCUGACUGCAAUAUUAUAUGGCCCAGAGUUGUUUGACAACAUCCUCUAUUACCUCAUACUUCCCAAUUCGUCUCCAAUCGCAGAUCUUUCCGCACAGUUGGCCAAUAUAUGGGGCGUUAGAAACUAUAUAUUCGCGCCAAUCACAGAGGAGCUUUUUUAUACAUCAAUGAUACUCCAGACCUACCUGACUCUAGGAUCUACCAUAUCCACUCGAACCUUGUUCUUUGAAACUCCUCUUUUUUUUGGCCUUGCACAUAUCCAUCACGGUAUUGAGAUGUAUUCAGCCGGUAUUCAUCGCAUAUCCCAGAUACUGUUUUCGUGCAUCUGCCAAAUGCUAUACACAUCCUUGUUUGGAUGCUUUACAAACUUCAUCUACUUAAAGCUAGGUGGAAAUCUCUUCGCAUGUAUCUUGAUUCAUGCCUUCUGCAACUACAUGUCCUUCCCGAGUCUUAAAUCACGUGCUGCAAUAGACUAUACUUUCCUAGUGGAUCCAAAACAGCAGAAACCUUUAACAAAGCUAUUGCUCCAAAUUUGGAAAUACGCUUACUCGCCCUGUAUAGUUCUAGCCAUUUGGUGCUUCAACCAUUACUUACAACCAUUAACCGACUCAUUGUAUGUCAUUCCUCUGUGA